AUGCGAGGGUGGCAGUGGCGCCAGUCGCCAGUGACGAGAGUGUUGUUCCGUGACCAGCGAGUGCAUGUCAAGAGGGACGAUGUGUUUCAUCUUGCCGGCAACAAGAUGCGCAAAAUGUAUUAUUUCGUGAGGCAGAGCGACACCUUUUUCGCCGACGCCCAUUUGUUCAGCUUCGGUGGAUCACAGAGCAACGCCAUGUUGGCAUUGGCGCAGCUGGCAAAUGCCAGACGCAUGCCAUUCACCUACUUCAGUCGGGAGUUGCAACUCAAGGACGAAAUAGUGGAGGGGAAUUUGGCAUUGGCCAGGACGCUGGGCAUGCGCCACGUACAGCUCCAGCCUGACGCGUAUCAUGAACUGGUGCGCACUCGCGACUUUGCAGCGUUUCUAGACAGCGAUUUGCGUCCUCCAUCGGGUACAAGGAGCUUGUACGUGCCACAAGGAGCAGCAUUUCCUGAGGCCCAGGACGGCGUCAAGCUGCUAGCCGAAGAGAUCAAUGAGUACGUUCUGGCACAAUGCAAGCAGUUCUCAGUUGUGUUACCUUGCGGUACGGGUACGACCGCGCUGUAUUUGUCACAACAUCUACACCCAGAGAUCAAUUUGUAUGCAGUCCCCUGUGUUGGCGACGCUGCAUACCUGCAACAACAGUUCCAACAGCUUAUUGACGAAGAUCCAUCCCUGCAGCCACACACGACGUUGUUGCCUCGCAUAUUGAUUCCGAAGAGGAAAAACCGCUUCGGACGGCUGUGGUGGCCGCUGUAUGACAUGUACCAUGAGGUUCUGCAGGAAACAAAAGUGGACUUCGACCUCGUUUACGGCGCGUUUGUUUGGCACACGCUGUUCUCAGAUCCAUCAGUGCUUGGCGAGGUGCUAAAUCGAAACAAGAGCAGCGUAUCGUACCCCAGACAUUCUACCAGACAUGAUGAGCGGGAGCUGAUGUACAUUCACACGGGUGGUACAUCUGGAAACGCCACAAUGUUGGCCAGAUAUACCCGCAAGAAUAGAUUCUAG
Molecule: messenger RNA, 1008 nt
Organism: Phytophthora nicotianae INRA-310
Lineage: Eukaryota; Oomycota; Peronosporomycetes; Peronosporales; Peronosporaceae
Exons: 2
Coding region: 1-1008 (335 amino acids)
Molecular function (GO): D-cysteine desulfhydrase activity
Source: RefSeq, a predicted model, not a curated record